AUGUCUGUAUUUGUAAUCUUUUUUGAUGUCCUUUUUGACAGGUUGGUGGUUGGAGCCCCCUUCGAUCAAAAUGGAGCGCAGAAGACAGGUGAUAUAUAUAGAUGUUCCAUCGCCAACGACACAACAAAUGACUGUACCAAGCUCGGAAUUGGCAGGGUGACGCUGUCCAACGUGUCGGAACGAAAGGAUAACAUGCGCUUGGGAAUGAGCUUAGUCACAAAUCCUAAAGAUAAUAGCUUUGUGGCCUGCAGUCCAUUGUGGUCUCAUGAGUGUGGAAGCUCCUAUUACACAACUGGGAUGUGCUCCAGAGUCAACGCCAACUUCCGAUUCUCCAGAAUCGUGGCCCCUGCGCUGCAAAGGUGUCCAACUUUCAUGGAUAUUGUUAUUGUUUUGGACGGAUCAAACAGCAUUUACCCAUGGACAGAGGUUCAGGGUUUUCUCAUCAGUAUUCUUCAAAAAUUCUACAUUGCUCCGGGUCAGAUUCAGGUGGGGGUAUUGCAGUACGGGGAAGAGGUGAUCCACGAGUUUCAUUUGAAUGACUUCCGCUCAGUGAAUGAGGUGGUGGAGGCUGCAAAACGCAUUGAGCAGAGGGGAGGGACAGAGACUCGAACUGCACUGGGCAUUGAGAAAGCAUGCACGGAGGCGUUCCAGCGCGGUGGAAGGAAGGGAGCCAAAAAAGUGAUGAUUGUUAUUACUGAUGGAGAAUCUCAUGACAGCCCCGAUCUACAGCGGGUGAUAGAGACGAGCGAAAGAGAAAACAUAACCCGCUAUGCUGUGGCUGUCCUGGGAUAUUACAACAGACGAGGGAUUAAUCCUAAAGCCUUCCUAAAUGAAAUCAAGUACAUUGCCAGUGACCCGGAUGAUAAGCACUUCUUCAAUGUGACAAACGAAGCUGCACUAAAGGACAUUGUGGAUGCACUCGGGGAAAGAAUUUUCAGUCUGGAAGGGACCAAUAAGAAUGAGACAUCCUUUGGGCUCGAGAUGUCCCAGGCUGGGUUUUCGUCCCAUGUGGUAGAGGAUGGGAUAUUGCUGGGAGCGGUUGGAGCCUAUGACUGGAGUGGAGCUGUUCUUAAAGAGACCAGCAGUGGGAAGGUGAUACCUCGGAGAGAGUCUUACCUCAAGGAGUUUCCGGAUGAGCUCAAGAACCAUGGGGCGUACCUUGGCUACACAGUCACAUCUGUAAUGACACCGCAACGCGUCAGGCUGUAUGUAGCAGGAGCCCCACGAUUUAAUCACACGGGGAAGGUGAUCAUCUUCAGCAUGCAAGGCAUGGACAACCUUGUCAUCCAUCAAUCUCUACAGGGGGAACAGAUUGGGUCAUAUUUCGGCAGUGAAAUUGGCUCUGUAGAUGUGGAUGGCGAUGGGGUAACGGAUGUGCUGUUGGUUGGAUCUCCAAUGUUCUUCAGUGAAGCGAGGGAGCGUGGCCGUGUCUCUGUCUAUGUCAUGAGAGAGAAACGCUUUGUUCCAGAUGGAGCUUUGCGUGACUUGGACAGCUCACAAAAUUCACGCUUUGGAUAUGCCAUCUCUGCAGUGCCAGACCUAAACCAAGACUCUUUCAAUGACGUGGUGAUCGGGGCACCUCUAGAAGAUGGCCAUAAGGGUGCCAUUUAUAUCUUCCACGGAUUCAAGAAAAACAUAUUGAAGAAAUACAAGCAGCGCAUUGCUGCAGCAGACUUGUCACCCACACUGGAAUAUUUCGGCUGCAACAUUCAUGGAGAGAUGGAUAUGAAUGAGGAUGGCCUGGUGGAUCUGGCAGUGGGUUCUAUGGGAAAUGCUGUUCUUCUUUGGACUCGCAGCGUUGUACGGAUUAACGCGACCAUUCGAUUUGAGCCGCCGAAAAUCAACAUUUUCAGUAAAGAGUGCCACAGGAACGGACGGGAAGCCACUUGCAUGGCGGCAUUCAUCUGCUUCUCUCCGAUGUUUAAAGCACCCCAGUUCCAGGGGCAGAGUGUGGGCAUCAAAUACAAUGUGACCAUUGAUGAGCGUCGAUACACCCCCCGUGCUGUGAUUGAUGACAUCGGAGGAGACAAGCACUUCAUUGAAACCAUCAGAGCCACAAGUGGGCACAGUCAGUGCCAGCAGCUCAAUUUCCACGUUCUGGACACAGCAGACUACGUGAAGCCAAUCACCUUUUCUCUGGAGUAUGAGCUGGCAUUUCCUGACCAGGGACCAGUACUAGAGGAAGGAUGGCCAUCAUCUCUCAAAGCAUCGGUUCCAUUCUGGAAUGGGUGUAACCAGGAUGAGCGCUGCGUCCCCGACCUCUACUUGGAUGUGAAGCACGAUAUCCCGACUGCCAUGGAGUUCUGCCAGCGCUCUCUACGGAGAUCCCCAUCAGGCUGCAAUACCUUCACUAGAUCAUUUGACAACUCCGUGUUCAUCAUUGAAGGGAGCAGAAGGCGAGUGGCCCUGGAGGUGACACUUGAGAACCGAGGGGAGAACGCAUACAGCACCGUGCUCAAUAUUUCCCACUCUCCAAACCUGCAGUUUGCCAGCUUGAUCCAAAAGGAGGAGUCAGACAUCAAGAUCGAGUGCAAGAAUGACGAUCGAAUCCCACGCAGCAAGAUGUGCAAUGUCAGCUUCCCGUUCUUCAGAGCAAAGGCCAAGGUGGCGUUCCGGCUGGACUUCGAGUUCAGUAAAUCCGUGUUUCUUCCAUCUCUGCAGAUCCAACUAGUGGCCAGCAGUGACAGUGAGGAAAUGGAGAGUACAAUCACUGACAAUGAGGUUCUCCUCCACUUCAACCUGAAGUAUGAGUCGGAUCUUCUGUUCACCAGACACUCCAGUCUGGACCAGUAUGAGAUCACAUCCCAAGGGUCAGCUGACAGAUACAAUGCUAUUGGGCCCCCAUUCAACUGCUCUUUUAAGAUACAAAAUCUGGGCUUCUUCCCUGAGGAUGUCACAAUGAAGAUCACCAUUCCGGUGGCGACCCGUGGCGGUAAUCGCCUGCUCCUCUUACAACAACUAACCAGUGACCAGGGGAAUGAAACCUGCAAUGUUUGGGGGAAUAGCACGGAUUACCGCAGGAGGCCAUCAGAGGAGGACAUCAGUCACAUACCUCAGCUGAAUCACAGUAACUCGGAUGUCAUCUCCAUUGAUUGCACUAUGAGCUUGGUGUCCAAUCAGGAAGCAACCCUCACCCUCCAUGGAAGAUUGUGGAGCAGAACAUUCCAAGCGGUAAGGAACAUCAGAUGUAGGAAGAGAGUGCGGUCUUCCAUCGCAUGA
Molecule: messenger RNA, 3219 nt
Organism: Staurois parvus
Lineage: Eukaryota; Metazoa; Chordata; Amphibia; Anura; Ranidae
Source: the annotation of a GenBank genome assembly